AUGGGUGGAUACGCGACAACUACCCAUGCUGGUUAUUAUAGAGUCGUUUUAGUGUUUGCCCUGUCUUGGGCUGUCCAUGGGACCACGAACGAACUCGGAAACUCUCACGAGAAAUGCGACAACACCUGUAUUUAUCCUUCUGAUGGUCUAUGCGAUGACGGCGGUGAUGGUUCCGAUUACGAUUUGUGUGCGCUUGGUACCGAUUGUGAUGACUGUGGCGUUCGCACCGCACAACCUCAAAUAACAAGUGCCCCAGAACCAACCCAAGACGCGUCUCUCUUAACUGUAUUAUGCGACAAUUCGUGCAGCUUUUCAGGCGACAUUUACUGCGAUGAUGGAGGGGACAACAGCGACUCUGACUGGUGCGAUCUUGGUACAGACUGUGAUGACUGUGGAUCCAGAUAUAUCCAGACAACAGAAAGCCACAACUCGAAAGUUGCACAAACACGGCGAAGCCAAUCCCGUAGAAUUAAAUCAUGUAACAAGAGAAAUAAUGCAGACCUAAUUAUGAAGCGUUUACUAUUUAUCGAAAACAUGGAGUACUGCUAUCCAUGGCAGAAUUUACGUUGGGGAAAAUUACCAAUGCACUCAACUGCAGAUUUUCUUAAAACAGGUCAAGUAACUGAUGCUACCACAAUGAUACCAACGACACUCGAGUCAACUGGAGUAUUUAUGGUUAUGCACGGCGUAUUUACGACGGAUGACCUUGGCGAUUUUACGACGGAGGACCUUGGCGAUUUUACGACGGAGGACCUUGGCGAGUUUACGACGGAGGACCUUGGCGAGUUUACGACGGAGAACCUUGGCGAGUUUACGACGGAGAACCUUGGCGAGUUUACGACGGAGAACCUUGGCGAGUUUACGACGGAGAACCUUGGCGAGUUUACGACGGAGAACCUUGGCGAGUUUACGACGGAGAACCUUGGCGAGUUUACGACGGAGAACCUUGGCGAGUUUACGACGGAGAACCUUGUGACACCAGGUACCGCACAAACCUCGCCAGGACCACCUACGACGAUCCCAACACUGGCCACUGUACUUCCGGAAGACGACUCUGGAUGCGGAAAUGAAAAAUUACUCGAAGCUCCAUCAGGGAUAUUGUUUAGCACGAAUUACUAUACCAGCAGUCGCUAUCGUUCUAAUACCCGAUGCCAAUGGAAGAUCGCCGUGGCUGACGAUGCAAGAGUGAAACUAGUCUUCAACAAUGUCGAUGUUGAGGGAUGCUGCGAUUUCGUUCGCGUAUACGACGGAGAAGACGAGACGGCAGAUCUUAUUGGAAUUUACAACAACAAAAACUCUCCCGGGAGUUACCCUAUUCUCUCCACGAACAAUUAUUUAUUUAUCGUGUUUCUGACCAACGAGCGAAAGAAUCUACGCGGGUUCACCGCCCGGUAUGAUAGUUUGACCCCGGAAGGUUUGGCAUGUAUCCCAAACACCGCCCAACCAGGUGGUAGCGGCACGAUUGGUAAUGCUAACUUUGAAGACAACGAUGGUUCCGACGCACCUUCGUAUUGCGAGAUCACCAUUUCUGUGCCAACUGUAAAUGCUGUACGAAACAUUAAGACGAAUCGUGGAAGGGAGCCGACCGUGACCGUUUUGAGAUUGGUAUUUGAGAAGUUUGAUUUAAAACUUGGUGACAUCUUGGUGGUUAUUGAUGGAUCUGGCGAGGAUGCAUUAAUUGUUGCCAGGCUGUCCGGAAGCACAGUCCCAGAACCAAUAAUCUUCAGCAGUACAACGUUCACUCUCAAGUUCAUCAGUUCUGGCAGGGGAAACGCAAAAAACAAGGGCUUUUUUGGUCGUUACUCGACAAAAGAGGUAAAGGACUCCGGAUGUUCGAAUCCCCAGAAGAUGAGGAACCGUUACGGAAGACUUUCGUCUAUGAAUUUCGGCGAGAUGGGAUAUUACAACAACGAUGCAUACUGUGAAUGGAAAAUCACGGUCCCCGAAGAUGAGAUCAUUGAGUUUAAUUUCGAAAGCGUUUCCAUGGAAUCGUGUUGUGAUUUAGUAGAAAUCUACGACGGAAUUGACGACAAGACUUCACUUCUGGAUAUCGUCAGUGGAGAAUGUGCGCCCCCACCGAUCGUCUCAACAACCAAUAUUCUGUUUGUUCGUUUCUACACAAAUGCUCACGUUAUUUAUCACGGUUUCAAAGCAACAUACAAAGCAUCUCCGAAACCAAAGUAUGAACAAUCUGGAUGUGGUGGUCCACGGGAAUUGACGGACGAAAGUGGCACUAUUACAAGCGCAGAUUACGGAAAUGGACAUUAUCCAAAUGAAUUGUAUUGCAAUUGGUUUAUUUCGGCUAAGCCUGGAAAGGUUGUGGAUCUGAAAAUCCUGGACUUGUUCACAGAGAGUUGUUGUGACAUUUUGUACAUAUAUGAUGGCCCGGAUGCGAGCUCUCCGUUAGUUGGACAAUACAGCGGAGAUGAACACUUGGAGAUUCAUUUGACCUCAUCACAGGAAAUCCUCAGCGUGUUUUUCAACAGUGACCACAAUGUCUCGUUUGACGGCUUCCUUCUCUCCUACAAACAAGUGUAAUAUUAAGAUUUCAUCAGUUCCUGAAAUUACAGAUUCAAGAUUUGACUGUGUCGUUAAUAUUGUCGUGUGCAUUCGGAAUAGUAUUGGAUUAAUAGUUUAUUUAUAAAUAGUAUUUUAAGUAAUUGUGUAAUUAUAAUUUGAGAAUGAAUAGUAUAUAAUUAUUUAUA
This is a messenger RNA of Saccoglossus kowalevskii, 2705 nucleotides long. RefSeq lists its product as uncharacterized. Lineage: Eukaryota; Metazoa; Hemichordata; Enteropneusta; Harrimaniidae. The record is from RefSeq and is a predicted model, not a curated record.